AUGUUUGCUGUGAAAGCAAAUUCUUUGGAAAGUGAUCCAAAGUUAUCUCUUCACGCUGCUGUAAUUAUACAGUGUUGGUAUAGAAAGUGUAAAGCAAAACUAGAGGUCCGCCGAAAGUGCGCAUGGCAAGUGAACCAGUCACUAGAAUACGUGAUGGAUACGGACGAUUCUGAAGGGCUACAGCUUAUAUUGUCUAACUUUGGUGAUACAGAAGAUGUUUCAGAAUCAAAUAAAUCUUUACUCAAUAGACAAAUUUCGUUUGCAGCUGACUUCAACUCAGAUCUCAGCUCUUUAGAACCUCCAAUAUCUGAAGAAAAUUUCCUAUCCUUCCUUGCAUGGAUAAAGUCAGAUAAAAAGAUUCCUACUAAAUUCGUAGUCCUCACACUGACCAAAGCUACAGAAUUUUUGCGUAAACAGCCGAAUCUUUCAGAAAUAGUACUUGAAAAAGAUCAUCAUUUAACAGUCUGUGGUGAUCUUCAUGGCAAUUUAUUAGCAGCUGUGAAAAUUUUCGAAGAAACUGGUUUACCGAAUUAUCACAAUCGGAUUAUAUUUAAUGGAGAUUUUGUUGAUCGAGGGGCUAAAUCAGUUGAAGUGAUAAGUUUGUUGUUAAUGGCUCUCUUAACUUAUCCGAAUGACAUAUUUCUAAAUCGAGGAAAUCAUGAAGAUAUCAAGAUGAAUGAGAGGUAUGGACUUGUGAAAGAGCUGUCAAACAAAUAUCCUAAGGACAAAAAGAAUUUAAUUCAUGUGUUUGAUGAACUGUUUCGUGCUCUACCAAUUGGAGCUAUUAUCAAUAAUACCAUACUUGUCUGUCAUGGUGGUAUAUCGAAGCAUACAGAUAUAAGGAAACUGAAGACGUUAAAUAGAUUUAAACUUUCUUCAAUCCUGCAGCCUUGUUUGGAUGGAGAUGACUGCGUGAAUUUAGAUGACUGGCAACAGGCUUUAGAUUUACUAUGGAGUGAUCCUCAAGAUAAAGAUGGAUGUCGACCAAAUUGUUUUCGUGGAGCAGGAUGUUAUUUUGGUUCUGAUGUCACUAAAAAGUUUCUGGAGACAACAAAUCUCUCAAUGAUUAUUCGAUCACAUGAAUGCUGUAUUGAAGGAUGGCGUACAUGUCAUUCAGGGAAAGUGUUAACAUUAUUCUCAUCAUUUGAUUAUUUUGCAUUACGCAGUAAUAAAGGCGCAUAUGCUCGUAUUACUGUUGUUGAUUCCAAUCAAACAUUUCUAACUGAUUUAAAGGCUGUUACAUCACUUUGUCCAACAUAUAAUCUGUCUAAAAAUGACCUAUCCGCACCAGUGGACAUCUAUGUCAAUGUUUUCAUUAUUGAUGAUUCAGAAAGUCAGUUAUCGAAUAACAGUAAAACAUCAGAUGAUUUAGUUAAUACAUCUUUUAUCUGUUUAUGGCAACGCAUAAUUCGUCGAAAAGAAAAACUUAUGGAACGUUUCAGUGCAGUAGACCUUGAAAAUUCAGGUGUGAUUCCACUUGCUGAAUGGUGCAACAUAAUGUCUUCAGUAACACAGUUAAAGCUUUCAUGGCGUUGUCUACGUUCUUUUCUGGUAAAACAAUCUGCUAACUGUGUUAACAAAGUUAUUUACAAAUCCAUGUUUGCAGGCAACUGUGUUGCACAUCCUGAACUUUCGGGUGAACAUUUAUUGGCGAAUGACAUUUUUGAAGUACAGUCUCAGUUGUUGGCUAUCACUCAGGCUUGUCACUUUGAAAACAAUAACGUUGACUUGUACAAACUGUUGGGCAAAUUGGAAUCAGCCAGCCACAAUGAACGAAUUAAUCGAAUAAAAGGCAUUUUAUCUAGAUUGAUGGAUUUCCUACACAAUAGCAAUUUCAAAUCUUUUAAUUUAGGAAAAUUUUUGGCCUCCUUUCGUUUUGUGGAAAUUCAGAAGCGUAUUAAAACUAGCUGA
Messenger RNA from Trichobilharzia szidati, 1911 nucleotides. The record is from the annotation of a GenBank genome assembly. NCBI's taxonomy places the organism in Eukaryota, Metazoa, Platyhelminthes, Trematoda, Strigeidida, Schistosomatidae.